Molecule: messenger RNA, 2475 nt
Organism: Ricinus communis (castor bean)
Lineage: Eukaryota; Viridiplantae; Streptophyta; Magnoliopsida; Malpighiales; Euphorbiaceae
Product: protein GAMETE EXPRESSED 1
Exons: 6
Coding region: 309-2126 (605 amino acids)
Source: RefSeq, a predicted model, not a curated record
GUCUGUUUAAGUCCAUACAUAAAUAGUUAAUUAAUGUAUUCAAAUGUUGCCUUUGUCCUUCUUUCAUAAGUUUCUUUUCCUGUCUUUUCUAUUUCUGAUAGCAACCUUUUAUUGAUUAAUUUCACUUUCAAAAGAAUCCUCUUUGCACUAAAUUUUCUACACAUACGCUUCCUUUUCUUGCUUUUCUUGCACUCCAAGUUUUUCUUCUUUUUAUUUUGUUUUCCUUUUCUGUUCCUUUCUCUAUAUAAAUGUAGCUUACAUUUAUGUAACCGGGUGAUGCAUUGCAGGCUGCUCUAGUUUAAGAGAAAAUGAAAAUGGGUAGUAAUUUUCAUGUUCUCUUUCUGUUGAUUUUAAUGUCAAAUGUUACACCAAGGUGCCAAUCAUGGGGUUGGUUUUUUUCUUCAACAGAGAAUCCCUCUUCUUCUGCUGCCCAUAACCCUUCACAGAGAAAUUACCCUUUUGCUAGUUCUGUAGCAGAGUUUUCAAUUGAUGGACUAAAAGAUGACAAGGGAAUGAAACUGCUUGAAAAUGCCAAGAAAAAACUCGAUAUCUCAAAUUCUUGUUGGCAAAAUGCAUACCAUCAGCUUUUUGCUGGUUGCUCACAGAUUCUUGCUGUUGAAGAGAAGCGAAAGCAAUUGGCCUGGCAUCUUAGUGAUUGCUUUCAAAAGGACUCUGGAAGGCUGCCUUUUCCUUACUGUGACACAAAAUCUCCCAUGCUUAACUGUCUCAAGAAAUUAAGUGAUAAUGAACAUAAAGUUUAUCUUGAGUUCUUGCUUGAAACCAAUGCCAUCUGCUAUCAAUUACAGGCACAUUCUUUUAAGCAUAAAAUGGAAAGGCUAGUGAAUGAUCUUAAAGAUUCAGCAGAAUUUACCACAGACCAACUACAAAUCAUACAUGAGAGAACAGAAUCCUUAUCGAAGAGCUCGGAUCAAAUACAUGAAACCUUAAGUUCGAUUGAUUUUCAGGUUCAGAAUGUAGCUCAGACAACAAAGGAUGUAAAGGGCAACAUGGUUGUUUUAUCUCAGCACUCCGAAGCUGUUUAUAAGCAAUCCAAAGAAAUAGCUAAUUCACAAUCUGAACUGCGAGAAGAACAGGUAAGAAUGAAUGACAAGCUGAAGGAAGGAAUAGCAACAGUUCAUGAUGCUUACACCAAUUUGGGGCAACAAGUGGAUAAUUUAAGGAAUGAAACCGUGGAAAUAGAGAAACAGAUUGGUGCAGUUGGAGAAACAAUGUCUCUGAGGAUGCAAAAUUUGCAAAAUUCAGCCGAUGAGAUCGAGGAUAAGGCAGGUAAAUCCUUAGACAAGCAACAACUUCUUAUAGAUGGACAGUCCACUGCACUCAAGGGUCUUCAACUCCUAACUGAAUUUCAGUCAGAAGCACUAGAAGAAAGCAGGAGUACUCUUCAGAGUUUCACAGAAUAUGGCCGUAGACAGCAGGAAGAGCUACUCCAGCAGCAAGAACAGAUUCAACAAGUCCACGACCACUUGAUUGAAAAUUCAAAGUCGAUAUUGGCUGCUCAGGAAGCAUUUGAAUCAAAGCAAGCAAGCAUGUUCAUUGCUCUGGAUAAACUGUUUGCUUUGCACAAUGCUAUGCUACUUGAAUCGCGAAUAAUUAAAGCUUUUGUCAUCUACUUCUUGCUUAUGUUCAUCAUCUACAUGCUCACUAGCACAAAACAAACAUAUGCCAUAAGAGCCAGGCUAUAUGUUGGUCUGUGUACAACAUUCCUGAUAGAGGUUGCAAUACUUAGACUGACAGCAGAUAACAUUGAACAACAAACAUGGCUAGCUAACUUGGUCAGAUUGCUCUAUGCGCUUGCUGUUUUCAUCCAGCUUCUACAUGCCAUUUUCACAUACAAGGAUUUUGAAGUAUUGAACCAUCAGUUGUUACUAACAGCAGUUGACAAGCUUAAUGCUAUGCAGAGGACUAAAGAGGAGUUGUUAUGGGAAAGUGACAGUGAGCUAAAUUGGUCUUCAUUUGUUGAAAAUGAGUUACCAGAUGAGGUUGAUAAGUUGCAAGAUCCUGACUACAUUAUGCCUGAAGAAGAAGAAGUUGCAGAGAACUCAAUAACCCUCCCAAGAAAAUAUGAUCUCCGCCACCGUCCCCUCAGGAUUUAUUAUUUGUCCUGAAUAGGCAAAAAACUCCUAAAUCUCAUUUUCUAGAAUACUCACGAUUUUUUUUUUCUUUGCUUGUAACAAAAUUUUCUAUGUUUAACCCAUCUCAUACAUUGUUUUUAUUUAAUGAGCAUAUUUUUGUAGAUUGUAUUAACAGGAACAGAACAGGAAAUGGAAUUGAAUACUGGAUCACUUUCCAUUAUGAUAUGCUUCCAAGAUAUGCACUUAUUUACAUUGCAGUUACAUCCAAUGUUAAGUUUCAAAGAUAAUUCUGCAAUGCUAAAUUUGCCAUUAGCAAUCUGAAUCUGAAAAUGGCAAUAAUUUUAGAAAAGGCUUGCAUUUUAUCAAACAACUUCAGUACCUG